GGGUGGCACGUGCAAAGGCCCGGGGGCAAACGUGUGUCCCGCGCGGGAUUGCUGGGCGCAGAGGCUGCAAGGGCCGGCGGCCGGGCGGGUAACUGCGCGAGACGUUUUGAGGAGUUACGACAUUGUCCCCUGAGGUCACCUAAAGGGAGAAUGAUCGGAUCCGCAUGGUAGGGCCAUCUCUGAAAUUGUCUGCAAGCGGCUGUUGCCACAAUAAUGGUAUGGACAUUCCAUGCCGGGAACUGCUCCAAGUGCCCCCGUGAAUGGCAACAGCGUGCAGACUAGAUACAGGACUAGCCUUACCGUGUUGUCAUCACCCCCGAGAGGUGAAGUGACUUUGCCAAAUUCGCCCGACGCGUAAGCUCUACAGUUGGGAUCUGACACCAGGCGUCUGGCUUCAGAUCCUCGUAUGUAACAGCUGAACCAUCAUGCAGUACUGUUGGUGACCUCAGGCGGCAUUUUGCUGCUUAGAAUCCUGGCAUUUGGGGUGGGAUGUGCCUGAUGACAGCGUUAAGACCUUGGGCAAUUUACUCCACUCUGACAAGCUGCGGUUUCCUCAUGUGUAAAGUGGCGGGAGCGAUGGCGCCCCUUGGGGAAGGGAGCGAUGACCCCGUGCUGCCAGACCUGCCCCGGGGGCCCCUGCAUGCGGCCCGCGCCCGCGCCUCCUUCCCCUGGAAGGAACUGGCGCUGUUCUGGGAAGGGCCGGACAUGCUGCGCUUCAAGAAAAACAUCUUCUCGGCGCUGGAGAACGACCCUCUCUUCGCCCAUCCCCCCGGCAGUCUCUCGCUGGAGAAGUACCGGGAGCUGACCUUCCUGCGCUGCAAGCGGGUCUUCGAAUACGACUUCCUCCGCGUGGAGGACUUGCUGGGGAGCCCGCUGAGGGUCCUGGCGCUGAUCCAGUGCCUGGGCAUGUACGACUGGUCCCUGGCCACCAAGUUCUUCCUGCACACGCUGACCUUUGGAUCAGCGAUCUACAGCUCUGGCUCUGAAAGACAUUUCAAAUAUCUUCCAAAGAUCUUCACUAUGGAGAUUUUUGGAUGUUUUGCUCUGACCGAAGUGAGUCACGGGAGUAAUACCAAGGCCAUGCGGACGACCGCACACUACGACCCCACCACUGAGGAACUCAUCAUACAUUCCCCUGAUUUCGAAGCCGCCAAGUUCUGGGUUGGCAAUCUGGGCAAGACGGCUACGCACGCGGUGGUGUUUGCUCAGCUGUACACGCCCGGGGGCCAGUGCCACGGGCUGCACCCCUUUGUCGUGCAGAUUCGGGACCCGAAGACCCUUCUUCCCAUGCCAGGGGUGAUGGUUGGCGACAUCGGAAGGAAGCUUGGACAGAACGGUCUGGACAAUGGAUUUGCCAUGUUCCACAAGGUCAGGAUUCCUCGCCAGGACCUGCUGAACCGCUCAGGAGAUAUCACCCCCGAGGGCACCUACGUCACCCAUGUUAAGGACGCCAGGCAGCACUUCAGCGAGUCCCUGGGCAGCCUGUCCUCCGGCCGGGUCGCCAUCGCGGGCAUGUCCGUCGUGAACCUAAAGCUGGCCGUGUCCAUAGCUCUGCGUUUCUCAGCCACCAGGCGUCAGUUUGGACCAACAGACGAGGAGGAAGUACCGGUGCUGGAGUAUCCGAUGCAGCAAUGGCGUUUACUUCCGUACCUGGCCGCGGCCUAUGCCUUGGACCACUUUUCCAAAUCUCUCUUCCUGGAUCUGGUGGAGCUUCAGCAAGGCCUUCUGGGGAAAGACCGGAGCGCCAGGCAGGCAGAGCUGGGACGCGAGAUCCACGCCUUGGCGUCGGCCGGCAAGCCCCUGGCCUCGUGGACGGCCCAGCGCGGAAUCCAGGAGUGCCGGGAGGCGUGUGGAGGACACGGCUAUCUGGCCAUGAACCGUCUGGGAGACCUCAGAGAUGACAACGACCCGAACUGCACGUACGAAGGCGACAACAGCGUCUUGCUGCAGCAGACCAGCAACUACCUGCUUGGCCUGCUGGUGCGCCGGGACCAAGGCGGUGCCCGCAUCGAGAGCCCGCUGAAGACCGUGGACUUUCUGGAAGCCUAUCCCAACCUCCUUGGCCACAGGUUCGAGGGUUCCAGCCCUGAGGACUGCUUGGACUCCUCAGUCCCACUGGCGGCAUACGAGUGGUUGGUCUGUUACCUGCUCCGCGAGAGUUAUCAGAAAUUAAAUCAAGAGAAACAAUCGGGAAGCAACGACUUUGAAGCAAGAAACAACUGUCAGGUACGUGUUUGUUUUAAAGGUUGCUUUUCUAAUGAUUCGCUCCUAAUUCCCGCCCCAUCGUGUCCUUGGUGAGCUGCAUGUCCUGGUGAUGGCAGGCCCUGUUGCUCAGCCCCUGUGACCUUGGGCGCUUGGCCUGACCUCUCCGCACCUUGGUUUGCUGUUGGGACGGUGGCGCCGCCCUUGCCCCGUGUGGAAGAGGUUGUGGGCAUCAUAUCUAAGGCCCCUGACAAGUGUGUGGCCCGUUGGCCAGAGCUGUGCUGGUUGGCAGGGGGACCCGGGGCUGUGGGAGCCCGUCAGCCACCAGGGUCCCUCCCGACCAGCAGAGUGACGGCUCGGUGACUUCUGUGAGGUCCCACCCGUGCUCUGUCUGCAUUUGCUUCCUUAGUCAUUGUGCUUCUCUCCAAGGAGGCUCGGUGAGAUUGGCCCAAGGGCAGCUCUGGUUCUCACUCUGGGACAGGGCUGCCUCUCGUGCCUGGAAUCCCCAGCACGAAAACAGCCGCUCUAAACACCUCUUUACGCGGGAUCUGGUCCUGCUGUGGUCCGUGGGCCCCGUGCAUCUACAGUGACUGGUGUCGUUUGGGAAAAACGUAGCCUAGGAAGCUUCUAAAACUGGUGUCAUCCCUUCUCCUUGGACACUGGGCGAUGGAGCCUCCCCCGAUAGCCUGGGGCCACGUCUGCCCAUCACUUCCGAGGGCCCCGCCCCCUGUGCUGCGAGGGACAGCUUCACCCCCUUGAGCAGAUGCAGUCAGAGCAGAGCAGGCAUCCGGGGACCUGCCGGGCGUGUCUGCCCCAGGAAGGGGGAGGAGCACACCGGGAUGGGGCUUCGCUGGAAAGGCUCGACCGAGGGCGAAUAAACCAGGAUCAAACCUGUGUCUUCAAUGAAUUCAGCAGACGUCAAGGUUGGUGAAACCCUAGUUCAGUCCAGGAACCCGAGAGAGGAGGUGUGAACACGAUCCUUCCACGUGGGCUGGGGCCACGGCACCCUCGGUCACUCGGACACUGACGGCUGCGGAGUUCCUCCUUUCUCUGCAUUGUAGCCCAAGACCCCGAAGAGAUGGAGGACACGGAGGUCGCCCUUUCCCAGCACAUCCGAAUCCCGCAGAGCUGCCCAGAAGGUCACCACAGGCCUCGUCUGAGCCGAUCUGUGACACCGCCAUGCCCGCCGGCCUGUGCCCGGCACGUGCACAGACAGACAACAGAACCCGAGUGUGUGGCUUGGUCGUUUGAGAAGGAAUUCACAUUUAGACCUUCGACUGAGAACCUGGCAACGGCACUUCAGUGAGCCUUGUGGCAGCAUACCCAGCCUGGGUCCAGCCAAGACGGGUGUCCCUGGGGAGAGCCUCAGAGCUGAGGUGCGGCCAGACCUGAGGAGUGGCUGUGAUGUGUACUGGAAGGCGGCCGCGGGGCUUGGAGGGGAGGGUGACCCGAGAGGGGGGCUGCGUUCUCCAGACCUGCUCUGGAUCACGGAGCAUUAAGAGUGAGCGCCGGGUCAUCCUGACAGCUGAGAGCGCCUCAGAGCCCUGGGACAGACGUUCAGGGUCCUGUGGAGAUGUGGUCCCCGCCCGUAUGGUGAUGGGAGCAGCAGUAGAGCACGAGAGGGAAACUUCAGCGAAUGUUUAAGUGCCCUCGGCGGGACGAGCUGCUCAAGUAUGACAGGAAACUCAGAGGCUGUGAAAGAGAAAACUGGCAGCUCUGACUACACAUACGUUCACCCUUUCUAAAUAGCAAAAGAUACUGCAAGGAAAGUCAGAAGACAGAUUCCAGUCUGGGGAAGCAUGAGACGUACGUAACCGACGGUAGGAAAGAGUUCCUACAGGUUGAGGGUCAGCCUGGCCCGGGAACCAGCCGCUGGCCCGAGGUGGCAGCCACAGCAGUCACUGACCAUGAACCAGGGCCAGGGAUGUGCGGGUCAGAGGACAGUGUCUGAUGGACGAGGGCCACUCCAUGCGCUGUCAGCCGAGGCUGUGAACUACUGUGCCCUUUGGGGGAGGUCACUGGCUGCUUUUGUGAAAAUAUAAAGCGUGUUCACUCUUUGACUCACCGGGGGGUAGGGGGGGAAGUUGAUAAACUUUUCUUUAUCUGCUCCUGCUAGUAAGAAGUCCCAAGCAUUGAACCCAAGCCAGCUGUGACCCCUGAGUCCAGCUCUUUCCCCCACACUGCAUGGCUGAUGUCCACGCUUGAGUAGUUCAGAGUUUGUCUUUUGCCUAAAAUAUUUAUUACUUGUUAAAAUGCAAAUAUACUCAGAAAUCAGAGCACACCAGAAACUGAUACCUGGAUCUGAAUUUUUUCCCUGGGGCUGUAGGUUUAGUGGGGGUGGGGAUGCAUGGGAGGGAGGACCCUGGCACUGGGACCAGUGCAGGGAGAGGGGAACGGACCUUCCUGGCCUCACACGUCAGGCUGCUGGCCUCUCUCUCGAGCUUUUCGUGGUUACAGAGUGGCGGAAACAUUGAGUAUGGAGCAGCUUGUGCCAUGGGGGGUAGGACCACCCCUGAGUGUUUCUGUCCCCACCACGGCCCCAGAGUGGACACCAUAAGGACCCUUUGUGGGCACUGGCCCAUGUCUGUUAAUAGCAUGGUCAGAUCUGCUGGCGGCAAGGACAGGCUGUCCGGGAGAAGCCAAGGACGGGUACUGCGUGUAAGGAUUUGGGAGGGAAGUUGAGGGCAUGGGAGCUGGAGUGAGACCCUCACUCCUAUGCAUGUUCGGGCUGUGUGAUUUUGGGGGACCUGUCCGUGCAUUGUGGGGUGCCCAGCAGUACGCCAGGCCUGUACCCACUAAGAUGCCAACAACACCCCCGAGUCGUGACAACCCAAACUGUCUCCUGACGGUGCCAGAUGCCCCAGGGGGCAAACCGGCCCCAGUCAAGGACCCCUGAGUCAGUGGAACCUCCCGUCUGGAGCGGGGAGCUGUUGGGAAGCGGAAGCAGAUCCGUUCUCUGUGGCUCAUGGAAUCUCGCCUCUGCCAUGUCUUCCUUCAGACACUUCCUGCCUGCCCACGGCCUGCAUCCACGUGACCACCCAGGCCCAGCACAUAUGCUGCCCGUGCACCGUGUUCUCCACGGCUAUUAAUUCAGGUUCUCAGGCAGCAGGGCAGGUGGCCUGAUGAGCGGCCAGGAGAGCCAUCCAGCCAGCCCCUGGCGCCCAGUCAGCGGGGUGGGGAAGUAGACGUGGGCUCCUGAGCCCGCUGCUGCAUCGGGCGUCCUGGGCACGGAGGUCGCGGUGGGGCGGACCCCCAAAGCCCAAGUCCCCCAGGUGGCUGAUGGCCUCAUCUGAACAUUUCCACGUAGCAGCUUCAUGCGUGUUCGAGUCCUGGGACUGAGACAGAAUAGAAGAGCAGCCACCAUCACAGAGCAGCUUCUGGGACCCCGAGCAGGUGCUGGACACGUGAGAUGCUGUCUGAUGCUCCUCCUGGCAGUGCUUGGAGGCUGCACACUGACGCCCCCUCUUCUCAGACCAAGAAGCUUGGGCUUGGGGCGGAAACCGCCUGUCCACACGUGCACAUCUGGAAAAGCCGAGUGGAUUUGGAAGCUGGUCCCCUCGACCCUGAAUCACUUCCGUGUCAGUGACUCAGAGCUCGGCGGGGCUCAGGAUGCGUUUUCUGGGUGGCGAGGUCAGAGGUGGUGCUGCCUUUCCAGGCCUGUACCAGCCGAUGCCAUGGCUGAAAUGGACGUGCGCCGCUUGUACUGGGAAAUAAGAUGAACGCAAUGUGAUUUCAUACUAGAAAAUCCACAUGGUUGAAAAGGAGAGAGUAAAGUGGAGAGCACGGAGAGUUUGGAUUCAGUUCUGAGCCCGGCCUCUGGGAUUCGCAAGGGCCUCACGCAGAGCGGAGCCCACAGUGCGUGAGCACGUUUAGGGGUGCGGGUGGUUACUGUAAUGACACGCUCUAGCGACGUAGUGAAGGGGUGGACGCUGGGGCCAGCCUGCCUGGGUUCAGCUGUGUCUCCACCUCUUGCCCGUUGCGUGACCUUGUUUCAUCCGUGGGGUCCGGGGAGGAUCAAGUGAUAACCUGCUGGCUCUUGUGAGCUUAGUGCCUGGCCUGGGGUGAGGGUGGGGUACUCCCUGCCCACCUCCGUCGUCAGCUUCCCUCCUGUGAGGUCUCCUCACCCAGCCUCCCCCAGCGCUCACCCUCCGAAGCCAAGGGCGCACACACCACAGCGUGUGCGAGAGGGAAGGGGACAAAGCCGCUCUGAAGGCCCCGGGCUGGCCCUCCAGGCCGGACACGGGGACGCAGGAUGUGUGCCCUUGCAGCUUCAGAAGCCCAGCGGGGUGUUGGGGUCGGACGAGGCAGACUGGCACGAGGCCGGGGAAGCAUUCUCCCCUUGAAUUUUCUCCUGAGGGCGCAUAGUCUCGGGCAGGCCCUGGGAGAGCCUCGGCCUAAGAAGUGACCAAAGGACGACCCAGUGUUUGCUCUGAAAGUCGAGAGCAGGCCUUGAAAUCAUAGCCCCUGCCCCUUGGUGCCUGCGCCCCCUUCCCCCCGCCCCGGACCACACUCUGGACCGCAGUCUGUUGAUUCUGGUCGAUGGUCGGGGGCAAAGUAGGCAGGCACUGAAUAAAGGUCUUCACCCUGCCCCGUCCCCGGUCACCUCCUUGCUGGAUUAUUUUUUUAAUUACACAAGCAACACAUGCUCAUUAUAAUAAAUCAGGAAGGCAUCUAUAAUUGUUCUAAUAAGAAAGCAGUAAACUGAUCAAUUAGAGAUGCGGAAAGACACAUGCUCAUUAUAAUAAAUCAGGAAGGCAUCUAUAAUUGUUCUA
Messenger RNA from Delphinapterus leucas (beluga whale), 6974 nucleotides. RefSeq names its product acyl-CoA oxidase 3, pristanoyl (gene ACOX3). Gene Ontology annotation, molecular function: fatty acid binding; pristanoyl-CoA oxidase activity; FAD binding. Lineage: Eukaryota; Metazoa; Chordata; Mammalia; Artiodactyla; Monodontidae. The record is from RefSeq and is a predicted model, not a curated record. Gene Ontology annotation, cellular component: peroxisome. Gene Ontology annotation, biological process: fatty acid beta-oxidation using acyl-CoA oxidase; lipid homeostasis.